GAGACUAAGAAUGCUGUGAGCGCCAUCCACCCCGCACCUGCAAACACAUACUCGCCCCACUCCUCCACCUCGGACUCCUUCCACUCCAUCUGCACACGCAACCCCUGGUCUGGCCGGAUGAGUUACCACCCGGUGGACACGACAGGGAGUCCAUUCAGGAGAAGUAUGGAUAGUAGGACCACCUACGGCCGCCCCACUGGCACCCCCUCCAGCGGGUUCCGUUCUCAGUCCUGGUCCCGGGCAAGCCCAGGCUCCACGAUGACCUCCUCCUACAAGAGGAGCGUCAAUAUGCCGGUAGCCAGAGCGUACAGCGCCACACUCCUCAGCUCCGCCGACAGCGUUGAUUUCAAUCAAACGAACGGAGACUACAAGCGCUCCAACGAGAAAGAGCAGCUCCAGGGGCUCAACGACCGCUUCGCCGGUUACAUCGACAAAGUGCACUACCUGGAGCAGCAGAACAGCCAGAUCGAAGAGGAGAUCCAGACGCUGCGGCAGAAGCAGGUGUCGCAAUCCCAGCUAGGCGAUUUAUACGACCAGGAACUCCAGGAGCUGCGCUCCAUGCUGGAGCAGAUUCACCACGAUAAAGCGCAGAUCCAGCUCGACACGGACCACAUCGAGGAUGACAUCCAGAGAAUUAGGGACCGUUUCGAUGAGGAAGCCCGCAUCAGGGAUGAGACGGAAGGCAUCAUCCGGGCGUUGAAAAAAGAUAUGACCGACUCUGAUUUGGUGAAGUCAGAGUUUGAGAAGAAAGUUCAGUCACUGCAUGACGAGAUUGCCUUUAUCCGCAACAACCACGAAGAAGAGGUGAGCGACCUGUUUGCCCAGGUGCAGGCGUCGCAGGUGACCAUGGAGAGGAAAGACAUCCAGAAGACGGACAUCACCGAGGCGCUCCGGGAGAUCCGCACCCAGCUCGAGGGCCACUCCAACCAGAACCUGCAGCAGGUGGAGGACUGGUUCAUGUGCCGCUAUUCCAAGCUCACUGAUGCUGCGGCACAAAACAAAGAUGCAAUCAAGUCCGCCCGUGAUGAGAUAGCAGACUACCGUCGCCAGCUUCAGUCCAAGACCGUGGAGUUAGAGUCCGUCCGUGGAACCAGGGAGUCACUGGAGAGGCAGUUGAAUGACAUCGAGGACCGACACAACAACGACCUGUCCAGCCUGCAGGAGACCAUCCACCAGCUGGAUAAUGAACUCAAGGGCACGAAGUGGGAGAUGGCGCGUCAUCUGCGUGAGUACCAGGACCUGCUCAAUGUCAAGAUGGCCCUCGACAUUGAGAUUGCUGCAUACAGGAAACUCCUAGAAGGUGAAGAGACCCACUUUAGCACUUUCCCCUACUGCCACACCGUCACCUCCUCUAAGAAGUCCAAGUAUGAGCCUCCCAAACUGAAAGUCCAGCAUAAGUUUGUAGAGGAGAUCAUCGAGGAGAACAGGGUAGAGGAUGAGAAGGAUGAGAUGGACCAGGCCCUGGCUGAGAUGGCCCAGGAGUUUUCUGCCACUCUGGAGGCAGAGGCAACAGAUGAAGGAGAGGAUGGGGGAGAAGAGGGAGGAGAAGAAGCAGAGGGAGAAGGGGGAGAGGGUGAAUCAGAAGAGGUUGUAGCCUCCACUGAAGCCCAAGUUAGCUCCAGCACACCUGCUGAGGAGGAAGAGGAGGACAAAGAAGGCAAUGAUGAAGUGGAAGAGGGAGAAAAAGAAGAAGAGGGUGAGAAAGGAGAAGAGGGUGAGGGUGAGAAGGGAGAUGAUACAGAAGGUGGUGAUGAGGGAGAAGGAGAGGGGGAAUUCGAGGAGACAGUCCUGUGCUCUAAAGCCCCAGAAUCAAAGGCCUCUCCUGACAAAGAGAAGGCUGGAGAGGAUGGAAGCGGAGGAGAAGAGGAGACAGGAGAGGGAGAGGGAGAAGAGGAGGGUGAUGAUCAAGAUGAAGAUGCAGGUAGUGACAAAGGAUCCAAAGAUGGAGAUGAUAAGGAUGAGGAAGAUGAGAAGAAGGGAAAGGAUGAGAAAGAAGACAAAACAGAUGAGAAGGCAGCUGUAGCCAAGACAGAGGCUCACAAAACAGAAGCCCCCAAGAGUGAGGCCCCAAAAGUCGAGGUCCAGAAAUCUGAGUCCCCAAAGCCCUCCAAGCCAGACUCCCUAAAAGCUGAAUCCCCAAAGGCUGGGUCCCCCAAGUCUGAGUCACCAAAAGCUGAAUCCCCCAAACAUGAAUCUCCCAAAGCUGUAACCCCCAAAUCUGAAUCUCCAAAACCUGGCUCCCCCAAAUCUGAAUCCCCAAAACCUGCCGGAUCCCCCAAAUCUGAAUCCCCAAGACCUACUGGAUCCCCCAAAUCUGAAUCCCCAAAACCUUCUGGAUCCCCCAAAUCUGAAUCCCCAAAACCUGCUGGAUCCCCUAAACCUGCUGGAUCCCCCAAAUCUGAAUCCCCAAAACCUUCUGGAUCUCCCAAAUCUGAAUCCCCAAACCCUUCUGGAUCCCCUAAAUCUGAAUCCUCAAAACCUGCUGGAACCCCUAAAUCUGAAUCCCCAAAACUUGCUAGAUCCCCUAAAUCUGAAUCCCCAAAACCUGCUGGAUCCCCUACUUCUGAAUCCCCCAAAUCUGCUGGAUCCCCUAAAUCUGAAUCCCCAAAACCUGCUGGAUCGGCAACAUCUGAAUCCCCAAAACUUGCUGGAUCCCCUAAAUCUGAAUCCCCAAAACCUGCUGGAUCCCCUACUUCUGAAUCCCCCAAACCUGCUGGAUCCCCUAAAUCUGAAUCCCCAAAACCUGCUUGCUCCCCCAAAUCGGAAUCCCCCAAAUUAGGAUCCCCCGAGGCAGAGUCCCCUAAGGGUGAGGCCCCCAAACCAGAAGCUCCAAUGUCAGAGGCCCCCAAGGCUGCAGAAGAGAAAGUAGACAAAAAGAGUGAUUCAGAGGAAGAGAGGACGGUAGAAAAGAAAGACGCAGCCAUGAAAGGAGAUGUGGAGAAGAUUACCCCAGAGGACAAGGACAAGAAGGAUGAGGCUGGGAAAGAGGCAGAGGAGAAGGAUGUUAUCUCAAAUGGAGUGGACGAGAGCCCCACUAAAGAUGACCCGGACCAGAAAGAUGAUCCAAAGGACCAGAAGGUGGUCAUCACCAAAACGGUGGAGACCAUCACCACUGGAGAGGACGGGGCCAAGCAUGUCACCAAAUCGGUCACUGUCACCGAGACUGUGAAGGAGUCUGAGGAUGUGAUGCAGGAGAAGACAGUCUCCAGCAAGAAGAUGGAGAAACACUCUUCCCAGUCCGUCAAGGUGGUGACUGAAACUGAGUAACUGCGCUCCAUCCAACCCACUCAGGAGGAACAAAGAUGACACGACAAAAAGCAAUCAACCCAGAACUAACAUAACAACGAAAUCAUAGAGCAAUAGCGAUGUAAUAAAGAGAACCACUCUCAAACAUACAGAAAAGCAACGAGAGAAGCCAUAUGAUGAGCUAACGUUUAAAAAAUGCAUGUUGAGAGAAAGCUUUAAAUGGGUUUUGCUGCAGAUUAAAUCAGGAAAAUGUGAUAGUGGGACAGAUUAUUAAUUUUCUUUAUGUUUCCCUGCAGUUCAUGGGAGGGCUCACGGGUGGGGGCGUCUGCAUGCUAGCUCAGGGAGGGAGACCCCUCCGCUCUAACCUGUAUGGAUGGAUGGAAGGUUUACAGUUUAGAUGCAUACUGUAUGUGGGUGGGAGAGUGAUAGAAAUGUAUGUUCAUUCAAAUGUUAAUUCAAAAAGGGGUGCCUGGGUUGGAGGGUCCACUUUAGAGACACUUGUUCAAAAGGACUAGCCUUUUUAUGUGAAGAUACCAACUGAGCCAAAAAUACAAUCGUCUACAACACAAUAUAGUGAAGAAUGAGAAAGACGAUGGUGCAAUGUACUGAUGAUCAUAAACAUACAGUACCCGAAGCAACUAAAGCAUUAAGAACCUUGAAGAAACACUGAGCCUUAAACAUGCUUUUUAUCAGUAUCUAUUAUGUUUACCUAAUGAGUGCAAUUGAAAAUAAAUAUGUAAAUGCACACACAUACAUUCUUGUAUGCAUUUAACUGAGGUGCUACAGUUUGCAAUCCCAUGUCUUUACUCAUCAUGAACUAUUUCCCAGCAGCAUUUGCUCAAUAAAUGUCAUACUGAAAUACAAA
Molecule: messenger RNA, 4111 nt
Organism: Oncorhynchus gorbuscha (pink salmon)
Lineage: Eukaryota; Metazoa; Chordata; Actinopteri; Salmoniformes; Salmonidae
Product: neurofilament medium polypeptide-like
Exons: 4
Coding region: 118-3267 (1049 amino acids)
Biological process (GO): neurofilament bundle assembly
Cellular component (GO): cytoplasm; axon; postsynaptic intermediate filament cytoskeleton
Molecular function (GO): structural constituent of cytoskeleton
Source: RefSeq, a predicted model, not a curated record